Adelges cooleyi (spruce gall adelgid) is the source of this 1042-nucleotide messenger RNA. RefSeq names its product probable E3 SUMO-protein ligase RNF212. Gene Ontology annotation, molecular function: SUMO transferase activity. The transcript is spliced from 8 exons. NCBI's taxonomy places the organism in Eukaryota, Metazoa, Arthropoda, Insecta, Hemiptera, Adelgidae. The record is from RefSeq and is a predicted model, not a curated record. The coding region runs from base 82 to 801 and encodes 239 amino acids. Gene Ontology annotation, cellular component: synaptonemal complex. Gene Ontology annotation, biological process: homologous chromosome pairing at meiosis; protein sumoylation; reciprocal meiotic recombination.
UUGUAAAAUACUUAUACUAAAUUUAACAAAAUCUUAAAAAAGAGUGAGUAAAAAGCUUACUGUAGAGUAAUCUGUGACAAUAUGGCCUGGAUUCAUUGCAAUACAUGUUUCGUUCAGCCCAACCCGAAAAACGUUGCAAACAAAUUGUUUUUCCUCACAACUUGCGGUCAUGUAUUUUGUGAGACCUGCGGUUGUUUUACAGACAGUACCUCAAAGAAAUGCAAAGAAUGUAAAAGCAAUUGUUCAUACACUACUAUUGGAGAUAAGGCCUUUCAGACAAAUCGCCAGGUAUUGGAGUACUUCCAGGAACCAAACAAUGUGUGCACAAAACUAUUACAAGUGAUGAAAUUUCAAAAAGCUCACCAGAAUAAAUUAGUCGCCCACCAUCAGCGUAUCCUGUUAAAAUACAACAGAGCCAAAAUGUAUAUAAAAAAACUUGAAAAUCAAUUGGAGAUUGCCAAAAAAGCUUUGAACGGUAAUAAUAUUAUGUUUCCUGAACUGACAAAUACGCAAGAUAAAAAUCCAAUUUUUCAAAUGAACUCAACACCGUUUAAGCUGAUCAAAGAGGACGCGAGGCAUCGUAAUAGUUGUAACGAUGUAGUGUUCAAACAGCCAGACAUGAAUUACAGGAAAAACAAUCAUCAUCAGAGUAACGUGUCCCUGUCCUCGGUGAGUACAGGUUCUGGAAUGCAAACUCCCGGGUCUUCAUCGACAUGCAAAAGUCAAAAUCAAGCACGCCCUAAUGCAAAUGUUUUGUCGGUGAGCAAAUUGUAUUUGGGUUCAAACGGAUCCUUGAUUUAACCAUAUUAACCAACUCAGAAUUGUUUAAUUUAAAUGCCGCCGAUUGUCAAUUUGAAUACGGUUGUGUCGAAACUGAUCGUUGGAAAUCCGAACAAGAUUGUAACGUUACGUUGAACUUUAUAGUAUUAAGCUAGUUUUAUUUUUAUUUAAUGUUUAUUUGUCGUUCUUGUCGUGCAGAAUUAUUUCAUUUAGACUAGUCAGUAAAAUUAAAAAGUUAAACUAAUUAUUUUUUAUAUCUCGA